Messenger RNA from Aspergillus novofumigatus IBT 16806, 939 nucleotides. Its product is annotated as ubiquitin domain-containing protein. Gene Ontology annotation, molecular function: protein binding. The record is from RefSeq and is a predicted model, not a curated record. The transcript is spliced from 3 exons. NCBI's taxonomy places the organism in Eukaryota, Fungi, Ascomycota, Eurotiomycetes, Eurotiales, Aspergillaceae. Bases 1 to 939 code for a protein of 312 amino acids.
AUGACAGGUUCUUGCUUGUCCUUCCUGUCGCGUGACAACGGCGAUCCCUCCCAUGCGACCCAAGUAACGGAGGAGCGCCGUGCUGAUACCUCCUCAAAUGCUCUCCGCUCGACCACGAAUGCUAUCAUCUCCAGCUGUCCCUCAGCUUCCCUGACCAGAGCGACAUCCCGCGCAGGUCGGCAUGCCGACCGUCGCACCCCAGCGACGACCACCACUCAGUUAGCGCUGAGCGAGCAUUUCAAUGCCCCGAUCCGCCCCCAUGUCUGGUACAGCAAGCGGCGCACCUGGUCUCGCGCGCAGCUAGACCAGGAGCGCAAGGAGUUCUUCGAGACCCGCGUCACCGGUCGGGCAGAGGUGUGGGCCGCCUUGGCCGCGGCGAUCUCGUUCAUGUAUGUGAACGACCUGGCCACGGCGCAGAGUAUCGUCGACGCGGCGGGUGUCACCGUGCCUACGGGAGACCUUUGCCAGGGCUGCUACGAUGAGCAGGGUGCCCUCUACCGUCUGCCUCGGUGUAUCGUAAGCGACCCGGAGAACAUGGUGCAGGAUGACUCGGCCAGUCGCCGUGAUGAUGGCUACGACGACUUUGACACGGAUGAUUCAAAGCUGUCGCUGGACGAGGCAUCGGGUGACGAGCUGAUUGCCGGUGACUCUGAAGACCGCAGGGAUGAGAAGGGAAAGAUAAGCGAGCGCGACUUGGUCCGGGUCACGGCGCGCUUGAGCGACCGCGGAUCGGACGUUGUCGUUUCGGUUGGCAAGAACCAGACCGUGAGCUUGAUUGCCCGCAGGGUGCAGCAGGAGGCCGGGAUCCCUGCAAACCAACGGGUAAGGAUCGUCUACCUGGGUAGGAUGCUCCGCGAAAAUACGCCUCUUGUAAACCAGGGUUGGAAAGCAGGCAAUAUAAUCAAUGCCUUGGUCGUCGCCAGGCCUUCAGCCUCGUGA